Scatophagus argus is the source of this 3383-nucleotide messenger RNA. RefSeq names its product coiled-coil domain-containing protein 85A-like. NCBI's taxonomy places the organism in Eukaryota, Metazoa, Chordata, Actinopteri, Scatophagidae. The coding region runs from base 714 to 2081 and encodes 455 amino acids. The transcript is spliced from 4 exons. The record is from RefSeq and is a predicted model, not a curated record.
AGAACAGACCUCUCCCUCCUCCCCUGUCAGCUGGCAUUUCACUAUAAAUUAGGAGAAAUAACAUUUAGUCAUCUCUUCUAGUACUGCCUACAAUACAAACUAAACUUCCAAAACGGAAAUAUCACCUUUAAAACUAAGUGACAGUACCUCACAGCGACAGCAGAGGGCGCAACAAGACCAAGAGGCGUCAGGAGAAAGUACGGCUGAAGGAGCGAGAGCAGGGAGAGUCUGUUCUCCACACUAACGCACCUUAGCAUCCUGGUUCUCCGGCUAUGCACCUGCACCCUCUCUUUGCAGUCCUCCCCCUCCUCCUGUCCUCACCGGCGGUCGGACAGAGGUAGUGCGCACUGAGCAGAGGGAGUGCGCAAAGCGGUCGCCAUGCACCUGGAGAGAAACCACGCCGCCAAGCUGUCCAAGGGCUCAGCCGGAGACGCAGCAGCAUGCGGACCGAUGCUCUAACAGACGGGAUAAAGCAGCAGAGCACCGGGCGGAUAUCGGAGCUGCAGCAUGGGCGUGGGAGAGAGACGCACAGCCUAAUUGAAAGCUAUGUAAUUCCGCGGACAUAAGAAGACUGGGUGGGGGGAAGCUCAGCAGCGUUUGGUUCUAGAGUUGUCCCGGGUGUAUUGUGGGGCUCGGUUUGGUGGUUUGUUCUCUGAAAUUCACCAAACACACUACUUUUUUUCCCCCUUCAACCUCCGCUGGCGAUUGAAAGGAUGGAGAAAGGCGCACAGCAGCAGCAGCAGCAGCAGCUGUCCAAAAGCGCAGAGAGUCCGGCGGAGGACAUCUCUAAAAUAAACGACGAGGAGCUGCUGAAGUGGAGUAAAGAGGAGCUGGUGCGACGGCUGCGGAGGACAGAGGCAGAGAAGAGGGGCGUCAUCGUGGAGCAUGGCAAUCUGAUGCGGGAGGUGAACCGGAGACUCCAGCAGCAUCUGAAUGAAAUACGUAGUUUGAAGGACAUAAACCAGAAACUGCAGGAGGACAACCAGGAGCUGCGGGACCUGUGCUGCUUCCUGGAUGAUGACCGACAAAAAGGGAAACGGGUGUCGCGGGAGUGGCAGCGUCUCGGUCGCUACAGCGCAGGCCUGAUGAGGAAGGAGGUGGCCAUCUACCUGCAGAAGCUAAAGGAGCUGGAGCAGCGGCAGGUGGAGGUCAUCCGGGAGAACUUGGAGCUUAAGGAGGUGUGCCUCAUGCUGGAGGAGGAGAGGGCUGCUGCUGUGGCUGGCGGGGGAGGUGGAGGUGUGGGUGGGCAGGGAGGCCCUGGCCGCAGGAGCUCCAUCGACAGUCAGAGCAGCUUGUCUCAGAUAGGUGGAGGUGUCCCAGGACCUGGCCUGCUGCGGGAUGUUGGCGAUGGCAGCAGCACCUCCAGUGCAGGGAGUACGGAUAGCCCAGAUAACCCACACCUCAAACCUUCUCCCCAAGGCUCCAAUGCCAGCCCUGGAUCUGGGUCAAGACCAGGAGAUGUGUGUGAAUCCACAGGCAGGAGGCACAGCUCUACCCCAGAGUACCACACCUUCCCCCAGUCCUGUCGCCCCCGUGGGGGCUCCCUCACUAACCUGGACCCUCGUGGCCUUCGGGGACACAGCCUAGAGAAACACAGCAAGUCACCCACCAGGCUACCAUGUGACUCCCACCCCAAACCCUGCAGCUCUGACCUACUAGCCCAAAAACAGCUAUUGAUGUCAGGGCAGGCAUCAUCAGGCUGUGGGAAGGGCUCAGCUAAAUCAAGCCCAGAGCUGAGUCAGAGACACAAGCCAUUUCACACAGCAGGGGCAGGCUGUGGGAGUCCUGAGGCCAAGCAGGCAGUGAUGGGGACGCCUGAGCACCUAAGGAAAGGGAGGGUGAUCGUUGGUAGUCCAGAGUCUAUACGCCGCCACCAUCACUAUCAGUACAGUCCCGGGGUGGAUCAUGGCAAGGGGAGGUAUAGCAGUGGCUCCCCCGACAGGGAUGGGGGUCAGAGGAGGACAACAGGAGAGGACAUGACCCCCCACCACCAGAGUCUGUACAACGCUCUGAUCUCUGCUGGUUGCUGCACGAACUCCUGUAGGAGCGUAAACCUUUGGGAGAGUUUUGAUUCGUCCUGACCGUGACAUGCCUCUUGAUAUGCUGCUGUGACAAGACAUACCGCAGAGAGAGAGAGAGAGAGAGAGAGAGAGAGAGCAGAAGAAGGUUGGAUGGGUGGAAAGAUGAGUGGAUCGAUGCAUAACCAGAUGGAUAAAUGAUCAUAAAAUUCAAAAUCAAGUAGUGAAGGGCGAGGGAGCAGAUGAGUGAAACAUGGCGACAAAGAGGCAAAACACUGGAAACACUUGAACACUCUCUGCCCUGUCUGCUGCUGCUGCUGCUGCUGCUGCUAUGCAUUUCCUGUGGACCACCAGAAAAGACUGAAUGUCAUUGUUCCGAUGAGCAGAGGCUCAUACCUUGCCAAAAUGAAGAGUGGAAAAUAAAUAAGACAGCUGGGAAUCUUUGUGUUGCCAACAAAAAUAGUCCUACCUCUUUGGAAAGACAGAGCCGUUGUGGAUGAAAGAAGCUGUACACUGAAGAGCGACUCCUCAUGCUAACACUGGAAGUCCCCUCUCUUUACAAUCAACACGCCAGUGAUUAUUUUAAAACUUACGGGCAACAUGUGAUGAUAGUAACUACACUUCCAAAGUCAUUGUGCACCUGGGAUUAAAGCACAAAAGGAGUUACUGAGUCAUUCCAAUCCAAGAGAUAUUUUAUUUGAAAGAGUUGAGUUUUUUAAAAGAGAAGUAUGCUUUAUUGCAAAUUUGGUUAUUGUUCUCUACCAUCAAUGGUAACAUUGUACUCACCAAAGUAAUUACUGACAUGUGGGAAUAAGGCAACACUGCUACAACAAAUAUGGAAAGAAACACAAGGUGGUCGGACAAUAAAACAGGUUUUAAACAAGCUAGUUUAGAUGCUCCAAACCACUUUAGGUGACUGCUUUAUUGUGAGACUGUCACUGAAAGUAACUCACUGAAAGUGAGAGUGUCACAGUUGGUAGCAGGGCUGACCAGGGUCAACCCGUGAUGGCCUCCAACUUGGAGACCUACUUUUGUUGUAGAGACUGAAGAGAAACUCUGGCUCAGCUCUCAGUCCAUUUGUAGUCCGCUGGUUUGGAAUUUCAUUUCUAGUUUCAUUUCUGUGAUUCUUUUCUUACACGCUGCAGUAAUUAGCUAUUAGCUAGUUAAGUGAAUGGUUUCUUAGUCUUAUGUCAUUGUAAUUUCUAUAUCUCUGGACUUUGAUUUGUUGACAAAAGUACAUUUUGAGGACUUGAUGUCCUCGGCCUUGGGUAAUUGGAAUAGAUGGAUUUUUCAGCAUUUUUUUACAUUCUACAGACUGAUUAUGAUUCUGAUUCUGACAAAACGAUUCAUUGAAAAGUAUUAACA